This is a messenger RNA of Lachnellula hyalina, 1674 nucleotides long. RefSeq lists its product as uncharacterized. The transcript has a single exon. The record is from RefSeq and is a predicted model, not a curated record. Bases 1 to 1674 code for a protein of 557 amino acids. Lineage: Eukaryota; Fungi; Ascomycota; Leotiomycetes; Helotiales; Lachnaceae.
AUGUCUUUCGACUACCCAUUCUCGUUUGGGCCAACAACUCCUCCCGAGUUUUCUUAUGAGGAUGCUUUGAACGAAGCUUCCUUCACUGUGGGCCACAGCCGGUCGAGCUCCCAUGCCUCGAUGUACUCUAUAGAAUCAUCACCUGACUCUGUCAACACCGGACUCACCACUCCUGCCAGGUCGCCCGUUAGACAGCAUGGCCCAUUGUUGCUGCCCAAGAUCCGUCCACAGGAUCAAGAGAUUCAUUCUCCUCCCAAGCGGUUCAAGAAGACUCCCUCAGCAGCAGCAUUCAAGCCGUCGCAUACCAGGAGCUAUACCAACCCCGAGUCAAUCUCCUUUGCCCAGCAUGACAGCAUUCCUUCCCACACUCGCUCAAUGUCUGUAUUGUGUUCGCCGGUUACCUUUGCUCCAUCAUCGACACAAGGUCAUGAGCGCCGAGCAUCUAGCGUAGGCUUCGAUGGGUCGGCACUGGCAAAAUAUUCCUUCCCCACCUACCGUCAGAUGCCAACAUUCAUGCAAUCUGCAACCAACCCUCAAGCCGAGACUUUCAUGCCUCAAAACUUCUACCAGACACAGACGCACACACCGCAACGUACUCCCUCGCCUCUCCAGAACAGCCUUAUGUUGGAUGAGAUGACCCUCAAUCCAUUGGAUGACGGAAACAACACUUCCCUCAUGACGUAUCUCACUUCACCCAACCCAGCUCCCGCCUUGGUGCGCCAACUCAACAUUCACCUUCGCGACAGCAGCACCAAGCACUUUUGGUGGGACAUCCGUCAAAUCCGACCUUGGACCUCUUUCAACCCUUCUACAAUCAGCUCAAUACCUGGUCUACACGCACUACUCAGCAUCAACUUGCCCACAGUGACGUUUCCCACCCCACCACGUACUUCAUUGCAGCCAGAAACAGAGGGUGAGCUGCACAACAUCUACAACUCAUUCUAUGCCACCAAGCUCAACGCUGCACUUUCAAUGUCCCUCGGCUCUCGCCACAUCAUGAUGCGCUCUUCAGCUAAAGGCACUAAUGAUCCCUCAUUCAUCUCCAACUACACAGAUGACAACUCCCAGCUCAUCUAUGGACGAGGACUUGGGCGCGUCGUUGGACUCGUAAAGUCAUUCGAUCGCUGGAACACCGGCAUGAGAGUCGAAGGAAACCACCGCAAAGUUGAAUACCUCCGCGGACUCUCGCACCUGCACCGCCAGAUGCGCGAACACGGCUGCAGAUACGGCUUCAUCAUCACUGAGAUCGAGUUGGUAGUUGUGCGCAACGGCGGCGAAAACGUGCCCCACUUCGGAUACCUAGAGAUUCAGACCAUCCAGCUCGCAGCUCACGAUUCCCAGACUUCGACUUACGAAGAAGUAGAGGGCUCGUUUGUUGAUGCCGGUGAGGAGAACGUUGUCCAGAAGCAGCAGAAGAUGACAGCUCUGCUGGCGCUGUGGUAUUUGCAUAUGCUUGCUAGGGAUGAUACUUUGCCGGGACAGGUGGGCUGGAAGAGCGAGAUUGGUGCGCCUGCUGAGGGCACUAGGCGCAAGUGUCUGCCAAAGGAUGAGUGGAUUCCUGAGCCACAGCUUGCGGAGAAGAGGGAGGCGAAGAGGGCGAGGGGGUGGGUUUGGCCGGAAGAGAGUGUGGGGAGGAAGGAGUUGGGGAAGAGGGGUGUGAGAUAUACUUGUUGA